CGAUGAGUUCAUUAUUUACUCGAUUCGCGUCCAGUUUUCCGGUAGUCUGCGCCGUCCGUCGCCCGUCGCAAACGUUUACAACGAUAGCUGCACCAUAACAUCGCGGAUAUAGUUCGAGUGGCGCCGCGAUAUCGAUAAAUCGGCAAAAAAAAAAAACGUUUUUGUCUUUCUUUUUUUCGAUUCCAUUCCGUCGCAUUCUCGCACGAUGUCUGCCGUAAAGUUCGCCGCCGUGUUCGCUCUGGUGGCCGUGGUCGCGUCGGUGGCCGGUUCGCCAAUGUCGUCGUCCGCGCCUCAGCAGCCGUCUCCGCCGCCGCGUGACCAGCAGGACGGGAACAACGACGUGAACCUCCUGCAGCAGCCGCACCUCCAACCGCAACACGCCAAGCCGUCGUACGUGAUACGCGAGGAAGAGUUGAUCCGGAAGUUGAACGCCAAGUGCGGCGCCCGGGACGUGUCCAGCUGCGUCAUGUUGAAGUUGGUCACGUACAUGAACAAGCUGAUGAAGAAGAACAGCCUGGAGAUCAGCGACAUGAUGGAGAUCGCCAAGAAGGACGGACAGGCCGAGGAGACGGCCACCGCCGGCGAGUCGUCGGUCCGCGUGGACGGCUCGGCCAGGGCGUACACCGACGAGUCGGCGUUCGGCGAGGUGAUGGCCGACAAGAUGUGGAGGUACGUCCAGUCCCGGGCGCUCAAGAUCAAGGUGCUGCCCGAGGCCGACUUUGUCGUGUCCGCGUCCCCGGAACAAGACGGGUCACUCAACUUCGGAAUGUCGUUCAGGUCCGGCAAAGACUUGACCGAGUCCGGACGAGGUAAAAACAAGAACAUGGGACCUAUGAUGGCCGCUAUGAUGAUGAAAAUGGGAAUGCUCAAGGUCAUGGCUUUCAAGGUUCUCGCCCUGCUCGUAGGCAAAGCUUUGUUCGUCAGCAAGCUCGCCUUCUUGUUGGCCACCAUCAUCGGGCUGAAAAAAUUAUUCAGCCAACAAAAACACGUCACGUACGAGGUGGUAGCUCACCCGCACCACGAGUCCCACGGCAGUGACUCCUACAGCUCGGCCGGAUGGGGUCGUUCGUCGUCGGAGGCCGCGCACAACAUGGCUUACUCCGGACAGGGCCAGUAGACACAACUUCGUUGUUAUUAGGUAACUGCAAAAGACUUCACACGAUGAGCUCAAGUCCUGUGUUCUACUGCAGUAUCUAUGCCUGUUCGAACGUUUAGUCAGCACCGGCUCGUCCGCACACCCAGCGUUCAGUAUACUAUUGUACUGAACGUCUGUUAAUUUAUUUGAAAAAAAAAACAAGACAUUCACGUUAUUUAUUAUUUAUUAUUUAUAUUUUAUUUAUUGUGUUAAUUGUAAGAUAGGUAGUUUUUGAUAUCCAAUAUAAAAUAUUAUUAUGUAUUGAAAAAUGUUUAUAAAUUCGCAGUACCUAUUUAUCAAUCACCAUCUACCCGCGAUUGAAGAUAAAAUAAUAUAAUAUUCUACACACUGCA
Messenger RNA from Myzus persicae (green peach aphid), 1488 nucleotides. RefSeq lists its product as uncharacterized. The record is from RefSeq and is a predicted model, not a curated record. The transcript is spliced from 3 exons. Bases 206 to 1117 code for a protein of 303 amino acids. Lineage: Eukaryota; Metazoa; Arthropoda; Insecta; Hemiptera; Aphididae.